Molecule: messenger RNA, 1038 nt
Organism: Pochonia chlamydosporia 170
Lineage: Eukaryota; Fungi; Ascomycota; Sordariomycetes; Hypocreales; Clavicipitaceae
Product: ankyrin repeats (3 copies) domain-containing protein
Exons: 1
Coding region: 1-1038 (345 amino acids)
Molecular function (GO): protein binding
Source: RefSeq, a predicted model, not a curated record
AUGUCGCUCCUUUACUUACCCAACGAACUCAUUUGCGAACUUGCACAUUGGCUCAACGAUACGGCAGAUAUUAAUUCACUGGUUAAAACCUGCCGACAGCUACACAAAAUACUGAAUCGCAAACUCUACUUGGCGGACGUCGAGUCCAUGGCCUUCGAGGCCAUAACAUGGGCGGCAGAAUUCAAUAACGUAGCCACGGCAAGAACGUCAUUGGCAGUCGGUUCAGGUCCCUUCUCACCAAGCGAAGUGUACCUCAUCCCGUUUGGCAUAGCAGUGCGACACGGACAUGUCGAUGUGGUGAAAGAAUUUCUAAAAGUAAAGAAUCUAGAUGUGCAAACUGCUUGGCCGUCGCCUCUUUUAUCUGCUGCUUCCGCUGGCCACAUGGAACUCGUCAAGCUAUUAUGCAAUGCUGGGAAAUUGAGCCAAGAUGUCAAGGACGCCGACGGAUUUACUCCUCUCAUCAUGGCCGCCAAAGCGGGCCAUGUGUUUGUUGUCCAACUUCUCCUUUCUUCAGGCGACGUCGACAUCAACUCUAGGGAUAAUGAGGGCUUGAGCGCCCUGGCAUGGGCUGCAAGUAACGGCAACGAGUCUGUUGUUCAAACACUUCUGAAGCAUGAUGCCAUCGAUGUCGACAGCAGAGAUGUGUCCCAGCGUACACCGCUGAUGCUGGCUGCCCAGUGCGGACACGAGCACAUCGUUCGGCUCUUUUUGGGCUGCGACAAAAGUGAGAAAGAGACGACAGAUAUAGACGGCCAGACGGCUCUCGGUCUAGCAGCCGUGGAGGACAACGACAGCGUCAUUAAAAUUCUACUAGGCAUGGGAGAGGUAAAAGUCAACAGCAGAAACAAAAUGGGCCAGACGCCGUUAUGGAUUGCUUCGUCAUAUGGAAACCUACGAUCUGUACAAGAACUGCUGCAACAUGAGACUGUCGAUGUGAAUAGGCCCAGCCACUAUGGUGAGACACCCAUGGCUAUCGCGACAGAGAACAGACACCAUGACAUUGCGACACUGUUGCUGAAGCAUGGGGCCACCGACUGA